UGAGCACCUCCCCGUCUCUCCACCAACUGGCUCAGGCGAGGAUUUUCAUCGAAAACAUCCACCGCAGACUGCGUACCAGAGCCGGGGGGAAACGGUGCUACGACGAACGGAGAACCGACGCUAUGGACCCAACAGCAUGACAGCCGACUCCAUGGCGUUUUUUAAAGUUGGUGUUUAGAGGCGUUAAAAGGAUUCAACAGCAAUGAAUGCGGUAUCACUUGUAAGAUAGAGAGGGGCCAAAGUGGACUAUCCCUCCCUCGGUAGAUGCCUUCCGCCCGAUGGAGGCUGACGGGACCUUUGCAGCGAGUUCGAGGCCCGGAGGGUCACCUGAGAAACACCUCGUUGCAGGACGCAAUUAAGGACAAGACCGUGCACACCUGUCUGCGCUUUCGAGGACUUACUAGACAAGUUCUUAGUGAGCACAACAACAAAAGUUAGCUGCGGGAGGCGAACCCCCCCUGCACAAGAUGACUAUCAUAGAUAUCACUUAGCGAGAGGUUACUCACCGCCUCAGGUAACACAGGACAGGUGAACAACGGUACUCUUUAAAACGGACUGCACACUUUUUAAAAGUCACACCAACUAAUUUGACUGCGAGAAUUCAGCAGGUUUUUUUUUAAGUUGUGUUUUUUACUCACCAAGAGUCAACCAUGUCACUCAAAGACAAUGCUUGUCGGAAAUUUCAAGCCAACAUUUUCAACAAAAGCAAAUGCCAGAACUGCUUCAAGCCCAGAGAAUCACAUUUGCUGAACGACGAAGACUUAAAUCAGGCAAAACCUAUAUAUGGAGGAUGGUUGCUGCUGGCUCCAGAGGGAACGAAUUUUGACAAUCCGUUACACAGAUCUCGGAAAUGGCAGCGGAGGUUCUUCAUCCUUUACGAGCAUGGCUUACUGCGCUACGCUCUGGACGAAAUGCCCAGCACCCUGCCACAAGGGACGAUCAAUAUGAACCAGUGCUCUGACGUCAUCGACGGAGAGUCCAGGACGGGGCAGAAGAACUCACUGUGCAUCCUGACCCCGGAGAAAGAGCACUUUAUACGUGCUGAGUGCAAAGAAAUUAUCAACGGGUGGCAGGAGGCUCUGACUGUUUACCCCCGGACCAACAAGCAGAACCAGAAGAAGAAACGCAAAGUGGAUCCACCCUGUCACCAGGGUGGAAGAAAUGCAAGCCAGUGUUUUUCCACUGAAGACAUGAAUGGACACCCAGAGCCCGGCCCUGCCAAGGUGACGGUAACGAGCAGCGGGGGGGGCAGCAUCCCCUGCUUGCCCAGCAGCAUCGCCGGCGCUGAGAGGGUCCCGAUGAGCCGCACCACUCUGUGGCAGGAGGAGAGCCGCUGGAGCCGCGCCUCCAUCCCCUGCAGCCGCAGCGCCUCCUGCCUCAGCCAGCUGGGCCAGAGCCAACCGGAGUCCAGUGUCACUACUCAGGACGAUGCCGGACCCAUGAGCACUGGACGCAAGGUACGAGUGGAGAGCGGUUACUUCUCCCUGGAGAAGACCAAGUCGGAGCCUCAGUCUGCCCUGUCCCCACAGUCUGCGCAGCCGCCCCAGCACCUGCCGCUGUCCUCUUCAGCCUCGUCCUCCUCUUUAGGAGCUCUCAGUCCCAGGUACAUCUCCGAGUCAGACUCCCUAACAUCCCCUUAUCAUCCCUCCCAAGAUCCUCUCCCUUCUCCAGGUGCGCUUGUUUCCCCCAGCUACUCCACCAUCAGCUCCUCCCAGAGCUCGCUGGACUCCGAGCCCAGCGGGAGUACGCCCACCUGGGAGGGACGCUGUGGUGGUGGAGGCAGCACCGGGAGUGUGGGUGGUGGAGGAGGCAGAGUGGGGAGGCCUGGCAGGGAGUACACUGCGCUGUCUGAUGUGCCUCGAGCUCGCAGAAUGAGCUACCGUGAAGCUUUCCGCUCAGAGAAAAAGCGCCAAGAGCUGAGGGCACGGACACGGAGUCCCGGCAGAGAGGAGGUGGCUCGGCUGUUUGGGCAGGAGCGCAGACGUUCUCAAGUCAUUGGCCGAUUCGAGGAAGGCCAGUCUGAAGAGCACAUGGACACAAGCGGCUCCAAUGAUCCCUCGGCUAACCCCACGCUAAUCCAGAGACAAGGGCGCAGCGAGAGGCGCUAUCUGGCUAGUAAACAUGACCUGUCCCUGGAUGCAGGAAAGGACCGUUCAGUCCCUGAUGUGUCCAGCUCCACUUUUGCUAACUUAAGAAGAGCCAAGUCCCUGGACCGCAGAGUUACCGAGUCCUCCAUGACUCCAGAUCUGCUGAACUUCAAAAAAGGAUGGAUGACAAAGCUGUACGAAGAUGGGAUGUGGAAGAAACACUGGUUUGUCCUGACUGAUCAGAAUUUGCGAUACUACAAGGACUCAAUAGCCGAGGAGGCUUCAUUAAUGGAUGGUGAGAUCGACCUCUCCACUUGUUAUGAUGUCAAAGAGUUCCCGGUCCAGAGGAACUACGGCUUCCAAAUCCUGUGUAAAGAGGGAGCGGGCACCCUGUCUGCCAUGACCUCUGGAAUCCGUCGCAACUGGAUUCAGGCCAUCAUGACGAAUGUGCGACCCACUAUUGCCCCUGAUGUCACUCGGAAAAACAUCUCACUGAAACUGUCCGUUCUGAAGCCCAGAUCCCUCCCUGAAGAGAAGGCAAAAGCCAACGUGAUGUUAGAGCCGUGUCCACAGGCCUCACCUGAGCUGAGCACAAGUCCUGAAGCCCCAAAGUCCUUCGUCCACACACAGACGUCUGGAAGCAACGCCUCUGGCCCUCUCUCCGAGCAACGUAAAAGCCGAGUCCGUGAGCGCAGACGAGAGGGUCGUUCCAAGACUUUUGACUGGUCCGAGUUUAAAAUGGAGCAGACAGAAAAGCGAGCAAUGGAGCGAGCGGACACAGUGGACCUCACUUCAUCUUUCUCUACAACGUCCUCAUUUUGCUCUACCUCCUCUUCGCCUUCCUCAUUAGCGUCCUCUCCUAUCUCUACCUCCUCCCUCCAAACCUCCUCUCUGUCAGGUGCUCACCCACCUUCUAUGACCCCAGAAGCAGAAAAGGAGAGUGUCAGGAGGGGCGUCCUCCCACAUGGCACAACCAGUGCCCAGCACAUGCCAAAUACUGUUACCGUCACUAUGACUUCCACGCUUAACACGACAUCCCCAGUACCGCCAUCGAUACCUGAAUGCCAUGAGCAAGGAAAGAUGGAAGUAGACCACCCAGCACCAAUGCAUCCUGCUAGUGAAGAUAAGAAGACAAAUAAAAACCCGGAUGUCCAUCAAGAGAUCGAGCAGCGGUGGCAUCAGGUGGAGACGACGCCGUUAAGAGAAGAGAAGCAAGUUUCUAUCAACACAGCUUCAGGAAACUCUAGUAACUCUGACAGAUUGCCGGCUGAUGAGCUUGCUGCGCUGCUAGACAAAGAGUUGGGAGAGAAGCAGCAGGAGCUGGACCGACUGCAGAAGCAAAACUAUGUUUUAAAAGAGCAGCUGGAGGAUGCACUUGGGAGGGAACACAGUGCCAGACAGGGCUAUGUGCUGCAGAGUGCAACAUCCCCUUCCUCUUCACCGCAAAGAGUGCCGUGGCAGCGCCUGCACACGCUUAAUGAAGAUUUGCAGGGCGAGUUGGAAACCCAAAAGCGAAAGCAGGAUCUUGCUCAGCAGCAGAUUCGGACACUAAAGAGAAGCUACACAGAAGCGCAGGAUGCGGUAGACCACCAUGAGUCUGGUAUUCAGGCUCUGCAGACUAAACUAGCAUCUGCAAUGGCCGAAAUCUUGGCGAGUGAACAGGCUGUUGCCAGAAUGCGCAAUGAGCUCAAGCUAGAGCAGAAACGUUCAAAGGAACAAGAAGAUGAAUAUGGUCGUGGUGAGGCCACACUACGUGCCCAGCUAAAGGACAGUGAAGAGAGACUCCGUGAAGUAGAAGCCAGCCUCUUAGAGAGAAACCAGGCCCUCAGGCACCUGGAGCGCCAGCAGGCCCUGCAACGAGACCAUGUUAGAGAGAUUCAACGGCUCCAGGAGCGGCUGCAAGAGGUCACUGCUAGGAUCAAUGUUACCGAAGAGGGUCAAGCACUGAAGGAAGAGCGCCUGAGGAAGGAUCAGCAUAGCCUGCAAGAGAGUCACGAGAAGGAAAGACAGAAUCUGUGUCGAAAAUUAGCUGAGGCUGAAACUGCACAGAAAGAGAUGGAGGUCCGUGUGCUAGAGGCUGAGCAGCAGGUGGAGGCCUUGUUAAGAGGCAGGCAGGCUUCUGGGGCAAAAGAAAGCAGGGAGGAAAUGCUGAAGUUGCAAGAGGAACUGGCCCAGAAGACUGACAUGGUGGAGUCACUAAGGGAGAGUGUGCGCAGGCUAGAAGAAGAGAAAGGCCAUCUCACCUGCCGCUGUCAGGAGCUCCUUAACCAGAUAGCAGAAGCAGACCGUGAGGUGAACAAGCUUCGCAAUCGCCUCGAAACAGAAGAAGCUGAUUACUACACCCUAGAGCACUCCUAUGAGAGGGCUACUCAAGAGUUUCAGAAAAUGAGCCAGUUCCUACGAGAGAAAGAAGAGGAGAUCCGGCAGACUAAGGAAAUGUAUGAGAGGCUGAUGGUACGCAAGGAAGAGGACUUGAAAGAAGCCCUUAUUAAAAUGGCUGCACUUGGCAACAGCUUGGAGGAAACUGAACAGAAGUUGCAAGCUAAGGAGGAGCUUCUUUGCCAUAUGAGUCCAAAUCUCUUGGAUAAAGUUGAACCCUGUAGUGCUGAAAAGGAUCUGCAGGCCAAGCUUGUAGUUGCAGAGGAUCGCAUAGCAGAACUUGAGCAGCAUCUUAAUGCCCUGCAGCUGGGCUACGCUGACCUACGCAUGGAAAGGCAGCAAAUCCCAGACAAGAGCAAGAAGGCAAGGCUUAAAACAUCCGCCUCCUUAGCAGCAAACACAGAUCUCUUACUUACCUAUGACAAUUCAUCCAAGACGGAGAACUCCCAAGAUGAUAAGGAGUCUCAAGCUAAGAGACCAAGGAUACGUUUUUCCACAAUUCAGUGCCAGAAAUACAUAAGUCUCGAGGGCAUGGACACUAUCAAUGCGAGCACUGCAGACACAACACAAAAUGAGGAUGUUAAGGAAGAUACUGAUUUUAGUAAAGGGAACAUCUCUGAUAUUACUUUCUCUCACAUUAGUGACCCAGAGAAGUUCAUUUCUAUCAUACACGCCCUAGAGACUAAGCUGCUAGCCACCGAGGAUACACUCAGAAACCUCACACAAAAUGUAGGAGAGCAAUCCAAGCAAGCAGAAGAUGCGUCUAAGAAUUAUCUAAAGAUGACAGACACAAAUCCUAACCCCAAUAAGGAGUUUAGUAAUGGAAGUGGGACACAGAGUAGUGCUGCCAAUAAGCAUUAUGCCAAGGCUCUGUUGUGUGUGGAAAGCAGUCGAGAGAAAGUCAGGACUAUUCUUAAUGGCUCUCAUGUUACCACCGGUUCACAGCUGCACUCAUUGUCAGAGAUAGAGAACCAUUUGUUCAAUGCAUCACUGUUCAUCCGACAAGGACAAACGACUGAAGAGCAAUCACCAGUUGUCCAUACAAAUACAACCCCAGAGACUCUAGAUAAAGAAGCUUUGCACCUCUUUGCCAAAACGUUAUCAUUUGAGGCGGUUGUUCUGAAUAAAAUGGCUUUGUUAUUACAGACAUCAAAGUCUGACCUCCUACAAUCUCUUACCGAGAUAUGGGAAGACUUGGAGAACAUUCAAAGAGGUGACAAAGAGUGCUUGGCUAUAGUUUAUGCUGAUGUCUUGACCAGGAAGUUGAUGUUAGAAAGUUCAUUCUUGAAAGAAUUGGAGAAAGCUGAGACGGAUGUUGCUAAAUCCAAAGAGGAAAGUGUUUCAGCUGAUGUAGAUGUUGAUUCCACAGUUAUCUUUAACACUUUAAUUAAAGCUGAGCUAGCCUACUCUAUUCAAAACCUUAACAUGUGCUAUGAAGAGAAAUUCAAAAUACUGAAAAGGGAGAUAACUCAGGCUCAUGAUAACCUGCAUCAAAGGGAAAUAGCCUUGAAAACAAUUAUUGAAGCUUCCAAAAGCCCUGAUUUGAUAAAUGUAAUAAAAGAAGUCAAAAAUAACUUUGAGUUUGGUGAACAAAAGUUAGCAGACAUUUCCCCCCCCCGAACUAGCUCCCUACAUGGAGCAAAUUGAAAUGGAAGAGGCUAGAGACUUGGCUGAGGAAGUCGUAGACAGACAUUUGGCUAGAGAAAUGCCAUCUUGUGGUAUUAAUUCUAUUGAAUCGCUGCAACAUGCACAUGACAUCUUGGCCAAUGAGCUUCAAAGACAAGCAAAAAUCCUCCAUAAGUUUGCUCAAGAGAUAGAAAAUGGUGGAAACCAUCCUAGACUGGCUAAAAUGAUCCACGGUCUUCUGGGCCACCAAACCUCACAUGGUUUAACAAGUACCUCUGUCUGUAUGCGCGACGCCCUAAUCCAGGCUCAGGUAGCUUAUGUGGCAUGCAGGUUACAGGCCAUGCAUGAACAAGACGUGGGCUGGUGCAAACAGACAGGUCAAAACAUGGAUGCUCUUGUCCAACAGCACGCCCGAAAAGUCAACACAAUCCAAGAAAAUUAUGAAGCAUCAUUAAAG
This is a messenger RNA of Trematomus bernacchii (emerald rockcod), 6549 nucleotides long. It is a transcript of the gene mpripa, whose product is annotated as myosin phosphatase Rho-interacting protein. Gene Ontology annotation, cellular component: actin cytoskeleton. Gene Ontology annotation, biological process: actin filament organization. The transcript is spliced from 18 exons. Gene Ontology annotation, molecular function: actin filament binding. The record is from RefSeq and is a predicted model, not a curated record. The coding region runs from base 651 to 6113 and encodes 1820 amino acids. NCBI's taxonomy places the organism in Eukaryota, Metazoa, Chordata, Actinopteri, Perciformes, Nototheniidae.